AGUCAGGGCACCAGUCAUGAUGAAGUUCCUUCAUGUAGUCGUCGUUGUGCUCAGUCUUCUGUCUCUCGGAUGGUCGGCUCCUGUGACCAACUGUGACGAUCUGCUGCGACCCAUUGUUAUCCAAGGAAGGGAUCAGCUGCUUGGAAAAUGGUUCUACGUGGGAGAGAGCACAGACUUACCUGGGGUCAAAGUGUUGACCAAAAUGUUUGUGGAGUCCAUCUGGUGGAAUAUGACAGCUGCUGAGGAGAACAAUGACAUCGUCAAUUUUCAGAAUCAGAAAUCGUUUGGCUAUUGCUUCAGUCUGUCUUAUAACAUUACUGUGGAACACAACCAACUUGUUAUGGUGCACCCCUACCCAGCUUCUGCUUUCCUGUUGAACACCAUCUGUCCUGACUGUAUGGUCCUGUCCUCAAACUACACCAUUGGAGGCAGCUCGUACAAGGCUCUGCAGCUUCUGAGUAGGAGAACCAAGGUUUCUGCUGCUGAGUUGGAUGAGUUUGCAAAGCAAGUAGAGUGUCUUAACUUACCAGAGACGACUAUCAUGGAUCCAGAGAAAGGUAUUUGCCCAGAUCCAUCCAUCUCGGACGAAACCAGGAGUCUGGAUCUCAGCAGUAUAAACUCUGAUAGCUUCAAUGUUCUGGAUAAGGUUUUAAAUAGUAAGAAAGGAAUCCAGACAAUGGCCGAGAAUCUUUCUAAGUUAAUUGGCUUUGAAGCUAACACAAGCCAAGACUAAAGCGGUCAGAAAGGUCUUUGAAUGAAAAAUGUUUCCACUAAAAUAAAAAUUUUUAAAAAAAA
Nematolebias whitei (Rio pearlfish) is the source of this 795-nucleotide messenger RNA. RefSeq lists its product as uncharacterized. The transcript is spliced from 6 exons. Lineage: Eukaryota; Metazoa; Chordata; Actinopteri; Cyprinodontiformes; Rivulidae. The coding region runs from base 17 to 733 and encodes 238 amino acids. The record is from RefSeq and is a predicted model, not a curated record.